AUGGUAGUUGAAAGAGUCUCGUCAAAACUAGCGGGAUGGAAAGGGCGUGUGUUAAGUUUGGCAGGGCGCAUCACUUUAACGAAGGCAGUUCUCGGGUCAGUACCGGUGCACACUAUGAGUGCGUGCAAGCUUCCGGAAUCGACGGCGAAAGCUUUAGACCGUGUGUCACGAGAUUUCGUGUGGGGAUCCACGGCUGAGAAGAGGAAACAGCAUCUUAUUGGUUGGGAGAGACUGUGCCAACCAAAAGCAGAAGGAGGUCUGGGUAUCCGUAAGUCGAAUCUUAUGAACAAAGCCUUACUCGCGAAAGUGGGUUGGAGGGUGAUGCACGAUUUCUCUAGUUUGUGGGCAAGGGUGAUUCGGAGCAAGUACAAAGUCGGAGAUAUUCAUGAUGGCUCUUGGUUAGUCUCUAAAGGAACAUGGUCAUCCACGUGGAGAAGUGUGGCCCUGGCUAUCAAAGAUGUGGUUAUUCCGGGUCACAGUUGGGUUAUGGGGGAUGGACAGAGUAUUAACUUCUGGACAGACAAGUGGUUAAUGGGUUCUGCUCUCUGUGAUUUAACUAUGGCAGAGAUACCGUUAGAGGCCUUACACCUGAAGGCGGGAAAUUUAUGGAGCAAUGGUAUCGGGUGGGACCUCCAGAGAAUCAUACCAUAUACGUCAGAGGAGACGAGACUGGAAAUGGCGGCUGUGGUGGUGAACUUGAACGCCGGGAGAUCAGACACAAUAUCCUGGGGGGAGACAGCUGACGGGAGGUUCACGGUGUCGUCAGCAUAUCGCCUUUUGUCACGGGAUGAGUACUUUAAACCGAACAUGAGCAACUUCUUUAGACGUGUGUGGAGAAUAAGAGCACCGGAGAGAGUACGCGUCUUCCUUUGGCUAGUUAGUAACUAUGGGAUAAUGACAAACCAAGAAAGACUUCGUAGACACAUGAGUGACACCGGGAUUUGCCAAGUAUGUAAAGCUGGAGUGGAAUCUACUUUGCAUGUGUUACGAGAUUGCCCUGCGAUGUCAGGGAUAUGGAGACGUAUUGUUCCGAGAGGUAAGCAACGAAUCUUCUUUGCGAUACCUCUCCUUGACUGGUUGUAUGCAAACUUGAGUGAAGAAGCUGAGACAGGGUUUGGACCCUGGUCGACUAUGUUUGCUGUCUCGGCUUGGUGGGCGUGGAAAUGGCGUUGUGGCAAUAUCUUUGGAGACAACAGACUCUGGAAGGAUAGGGUGAAAUUUGUGAAAGAAUAUGCAAGAGAAGUGCAUCAAGUUAUGUUGAGAAGUGACAAUCGGAGAGUAGUGACAAGGGAGGAGAGACUUAUCUCGUGGCUGCCACCACUAGUUACUUGGAUGAAGCUAAAUACGGAUGGGGCCUCUCGUGGUAAUCCGGGGUUGGCAACAGCAGGAGGUGUGAUACGUGACGGUGACGGACAAUGGCAUGGAGGAUUCUCGUUGAAUAUUGGACGUUGCACAGCACCAAUGGCGGAACUGUGGGGCGUUUACUACGGUCUUUGCAUUGCGUGGGAGAAGGGGGUCUCGAGACUGGAAGUCGAGGUGGACUCUUCACUGGUGGUAGGUUUUCUUCAGACAGGAUCUGUGACACACACCCACUGUCUUUCCUGGUGCAUCUGUGCCAUGGCUUCUUAUCAAAGGACUGGGAGGUCCGGGUUACUCACGUGUAUAGGGAGGCCAAUCGUCUAG
Molecule: messenger RNA, 1683 nt
Organism: Microthlaspi erraticum
Lineage: Eukaryota; Viridiplantae; Streptophyta; Magnoliopsida; Brassicales; Brassicaceae
Source: the annotation of a GenBank genome assembly